Messenger RNA from Mycena citricolor, 329 nucleotides. Lineage: Eukaryota; Fungi; Basidiomycota; Agaricomycetes; Agaricales; Mycenaceae. The record is from the annotation of a GenBank genome assembly.
ACCAGCACGCUCCUGACUGGGUGAAAUUACUCUCCUCCCGGAGUCAUGCUUGCGAAUACAUUCAACAGGCAAUCCAGGACCUACAACCUUCGAAUGCAGAAGUGCAUCCAUAUGUAUGAUAGUGUUUCGAUGGCACAUGUGCUUCAGAAAUUCUAUAAUCGAGUCGUUAUGUGUAGCCAUCCACAAGCGCAUCGGCCGGCGGUCGCCGUCAAGAUGCACAGCCAAGCGCCGGACCCUUCCUUGGCCGCCGUCCACAAGUCAUUCCACGCCCCGGUAGCGUAAAUCCCUGUAUCGAUUAUUCGCUACGUCGCAAUCGCAUGUGACGAAAU